Molecule: messenger RNA, 2018 nt
Organism: Motacilla alba alba
Lineage: Eukaryota; Metazoa; Chordata; Aves; Passeriformes; Motacillidae
Product: gamma-aminobutyric acid receptor subunit alpha-3-like
Exons: 10
Coding region: 306-1784 (492 amino acids)
Biological process (GO): synaptic transmission, GABAergic; monoatomic ion transmembrane transport; nervous system process
Cellular component (GO): neuron projection; dendrite membrane; GABA-A receptor complex
Molecular function (GO): benzodiazepine receptor activity; GABA-gated chloride ion channel activity; inhibitory extracellular ligand-gated monoatomic ion channel activity
Source: RefSeq, a predicted model, not a curated record
CAAUCGAACAAAUAGUUCAUUUCCCUGGCCAAUUGCAUCUGUAGUGUCUCCCUUGAAUCUGCUGCUGACUGGCUGCAAAUGCAGCAGCGUCCCCACACAGAAACAGAGAACCAGGACCCUCUGGUGAGAUUCUCGCUGCCGUGGGCUGGCAAGAGCAGCUCCCAGUGGCUGCUCCCCCGAGUUGCUCUGAUGGCAACAGCAGAGCAGGUUUGCUCCCUCACCUCUCCCUCCCCUUAGUGCCCUUCUGGGGAGAGCAAAGAAGAAAACCAGCAGGUGCUGAGGCAGGACCAGCCCACAACUAGAAGAUGCUACUUGUGGUUCAGGUUUGGAGGCUCGUUUUGCAGUGGCUGCACGCUGCCACCAUGGCACCGAGGCUCCUGGGAAUGGGGCCCUUCUCCCUCCUCGGCCUUGGAGUCCUGGUCCUGCUCCUGGCUCUCCCUGCUGAUGCUGGGCUCUCUCAGAAGCACGUCUCAGACGUCGUGGAUGACAGCAAGGACAACAUCACCAUUUUCACACGCAUCCUGGACAGGCUCCUGGACGGCUACGACAACCGCCUGCGGCCUGGCCUCGGAGACAGUGUAACUGAAGUCAAGACAGACAUUUACGUGACGAGUUUCGGCCCUGUCUCGGACACAGACAUGGAAUACACCAUUGAUGUCUUUUUCCGGCAGUCCUGGAGAGAUGAAAGGCUGAAGUUUGAUGGUCCCAUGAAAAUCCUUCCCCUUAACAACCUGCUGGCCAGUAAGAUCUGGACUCCUGACACUUUCUUCCACAACGGGAAGAAAUCUGUUGCCCACAACAUGACCACGCCCAACAAGCUGCUGCGCCUGGUGGACAACGGCACCCUCCUGUACACCAUGAGGCUGACCAUCCACGCCGAGUGCCCCAUGCACCUGGAGGACUUCCCCAUGGACGUGCACGCCUGCCCCCUGAAAUUUGGGAGCUAUGCCUACACAAAGACAGAGGUGAUCUACACCUGGACCCUGGGGAAGGAUAAAUCUGUGGAAGUAGCCAAGGGUGGAUCUCGCCUGAACCAGUACGACCUGCUGGGCCAUGUGGUUGGCACAGAGAUGGUUCGAUCCAGCACAGGGGAAUACGUCGUCAUGACCACGCACUUCCACCUCAAGAGGAAGAUUGGGUACUUUGUGAUCCAGACCUACCUGCCCUGCAUCAUGACUGUCAUCCUGUCCCAGGUCUCCUUCUGGCUCAACAGGGAGUCCGUCCCUGCCCGCACGGUUUUUGGUGUCACCACGGUGCUCACCAUGACCACACUAAGCAUCAGCGCCAGAAACUCCUUGCCCAAGGUGGCGUACGCGACGGCCAUGGACUGGUUCAUAGCCGUCUGUUACGCCUUCGUGUUUUCUGCGCUGAUCGAGUUCGCCACCGUCAACUACUUCACCAAGCGCAGCUGGGCCUGGGAUGGCAAGAAGGUGCUGGAGGCCCAGGAGAUGAAGAAAAAAGAGCCGGUGGCGCUGGCCAAGAAAACCAACAACACCUACAACAUCGUGGGCACCACCUACGCCCUGAACAUCUCCAAGGAGCCCGGCCUGCCCACCAUCUCCAAGAGUGCUGCUGCCACUGCCACUGCCACCAGCGUGCCCCCCAAGAUGCCCCGUCUGGAGGAGAAGCUCCCCGAGAGCAAGAAGACCUACAACAGCGUCAGCAAGGUAGACAAGAUGUCCCGCAUCGUCUUCCCAGUCCUCUUUGCCAUUUUCAACCUGGUCUACUGGGCCACCUAUGUGAACCGGGAGUCAGCUAUCAAGGGAAUGAUCCCCAAACAGUAAAACAGGUCACACAAACCUUCCAUCUGUGAGCAUCAUCCCAGCAGGAAUUCUCCAGGGCUUUCUUCUUUCCUUGUUUUGUUUAAUUAUUAUUGUUCAUUUGAUAUUAUGAUGAUGAUUAUUAUUAUGUCACUCUUUUAUAAUGUUAACAAAACUGUGAUUUUAAUUUAAUCCCAUAUAUACUUUGGUUUCGUUUACUUUGAUGAUGAAAGCUUAAAAAAUAAUAAGGGAUCAUAA